AUGAUCCCGGUCCACGCCGUUUUCACUGUCGAUUUUUUCGAUGCGCUGUACCUGGCGACGUUUAUGCAGAGCUUGUCGAUGUCAACGCUGGUGGCGAUUGUGAUUGUCGACAUUAUGCAAAAUGCAGUGGAAUUACAAGAACUCCACCAGCGAACGCUUCGUAUCAUUGCUCGUACCCAACGAGUUGUCGGCCCUACUACCAACACUGCUUACAAUGGUAAUUUACUGGAAGCUGUCCGGUGGCUGUGCUCCUCUCCCGGGGUCCUUCACAAGCAAAUUCGAGCUGGAAUACGCGUGCGUUCUUGCAUUGAACACCAAGUUUCACCGGAGAGCAACAGUCUGUUAACGAUUCUCGAAAAUGCCCGCCAAACAGGGUCCAUAGCCAAAUUAUUUGAUCACUUGCCGAGUAUCAACCGCGUCCCAUCGCAGUCAGCAUCGAUCCGACCGACUCCUGGUGAAUUAGUACUGGCGAGAGGCCGAUAUCCGAGCAACUCCAAUUCCGUACAGCCUAGCCCGCCGUUGAUAGUCAGCCGCAAUAAUUCACCACCAGCAGAUCUACCCGAUAGAAGAGCUUCGAUAUACUCAAGCCGAAGAAGAUCCGUUGUGGACAGCUCUGUUGUCCUGAAGGACGCUCUCGAGGUGCUAUUCACGUCCGAAUGUCUCGUGUUGACCGAGUACGUGGAGGUGAUCAUUCCUCUGCUGUACGGCGCGUUCAUUUUGACGAUGGUUCACCAAUCCAGCGCGCAGUACCACACGGAAAUGCACGGGGUCACUCUUGAAAAUGUCAAUGGCAUGGUGUUAAGAAUGUUCCUGUACGCACUUCUGGAGCUCGGGUCUUUUGUGGUGCUCGGACAGAUCACGAAGCGCAACUGCGGGAUUAAUGCGCUGUACCAGCUUGCGUUUGUGCUGGAAAAGCAAAUGGCGUUCAUCCAGGUAACUCUACUCAUGGGGGUUCUAAUGACGUUGACAUUCCGCGUUGUACACUUUGGUAAGUCAGUGAACAAUGCUCGUAAGACUCAACGCCAAACUAACCACGUGCUGUGA
Molecule: messenger RNA, 1044 nt
Organism: Phytophthora sojae
Lineage: Eukaryota; Oomycota; Peronosporomycetes; Peronosporales; Peronosporaceae
Exons: 1
Coding region: 1-1044 (347 amino acids)
Source: RefSeq, a predicted model, not a curated record